This is a messenger RNA of Equus caballus (horse), 6738 nucleotides long. It is a transcript of the gene GPAM, whose product is annotated as glycerol-3-phosphate acyltransferase, mitochondrial. Gene Ontology annotation, cellular component: plasma membrane; mitochondrial membrane. The record is from RefSeq and is a predicted model, not a curated record. NCBI's taxonomy places the organism in Eukaryota, Metazoa, Chordata, Mammalia, Perissodactyla, Equidae. Gene Ontology annotation, molecular function: glycerol-3-phosphate O-acyltransferase activity. Gene Ontology annotation, biological process: fatty acid metabolic process; phospholipid biosynthetic process; triglyceride biosynthetic process.
AAAACUGUGCUGCUGCCUGGGGACUGUUUCUGAGGUUACUAUCGGGCACCCAAAGUCCUUCAGUCUCUGGCCAUAGAAACGGGCACCCUGAGGAGCUUUUUAUUCACCCCACACACAGGCUGGGGCUGUCUUCUCCAGAGUCCUGAUCAGCUUUGCUAAUCAACUGGUUGGAAAUAAUUCCUCAAACAACAGACUCAAGGACACAGGAGAACCUUCAGACCUCUUGUAUCACCAGAUUGUUGACUUGGUGCAUCCUUGAAUGGGUUGCCUCUCGCUAGGAAAGAAAAAGAUUCUUCAGUGACCAGAGAUUUGCAGACACCAUUUUUUCAAGUUUCCUUGUGCAUGGAUAUGACAAUAACGGAUGGAGGACAAGGGAAUUCCUGCUAUGGCUGCCGAGUGCCUAGAGGAGGCCUCCCCGCUGGGCUCUGGCCCACACCAGCCUGCCGCUCAUGCACAGACAAGCACUACAGAAGCCAGCGCCUUUGUCCCUCCAUCUCCCACCUGCUCAAAGUUCAGUCCUUGCCUCCCCGCCCAGACCCCGGGGACUGCACAUGAUUUAGGAGUUACGCUUUGUGACAUGGAUGAAUCUGCACUGACCCUUGGCACAAUAGAUGUUUCUUAUCUGCCAAAUUCAUCAGAAUACAGUGUUGGUCGAUGUAAGCAUGCAAGCGAGGAAUGGAGUGAAUGUGGUUUCAGACCUACUCUCUUCAGAUCUGCAACCUUAAAAUGGAAAGAAAGCCUAAUGGGCCGGAAAAGGCCAUUUGUCGGAAGAUGUUGUUAUUCCUGUACUCCCCAGAGCUGGGAUAAAUUUUUCAACUCCAGUAUCCCGUCUUUGGGUUUGCGGAAUGUUAUUUAUAUCAAUGAAACUCACACAAGGCACCGAGGAUGGCUGGCAAGACGUCUUUCUUACGUGCUGUUUGUUCAAGAGCGAGAUGUCCAUAGAGGCAUGUUUGCCACCAAUGUGACUGAAAAUGUACUAAACAGCAGUAGAGUACAAGAGGCAAUUGCAGAAGUGGCUGCUGAAUUAAACCCUGAUGGUUCUGCACAGCAGCAAUCAAAAGCCAUCAGUAAAGUGAAGAAGAAAGCCAAAAAGAUCCUUCAAGAAAUGGUUGCCACUGUCUCCCCGACAAUGAUCAGACUGACUGGAUGGGUGCUGCUAAAACUGUUCAACAGCUUCUUCUGGAAUAUUCAAAUUCACAAGGGUCAACUUGAGAUGGUUAAAGCUGCAGCUGAGAUGAAUUUGCCACUUAUAUUUCUACCAGUUCAUAGAUCACAUAUUGACUAUCUACUGCUCACUUUCAUUCUCUUCUGCUAUAACAUCAAAGCACCAUACAUUGCUUCAGGCAAUAAUCUCAACCUCCCUAUCUUCAGUACUUUAAUCCAUAAGCUUGGGGGCUUUUUCAUACGACGGAGGCUAGAUGAAACACCAGAUGGACGGAAAGAUACUCUCUAUAGAGCUUUGCUCCAUGGGCAUAUAGUUGAACUACUUCGACAGCAGCAGUUCUUGGAGAUUUUUCUGGAAGGCACACGCUCUAGGAGUGGAAAAACCUCCUGUGCUCGGGCAGGACUUUUGUCCGUUGUGGUAGAUACUAUGUCUACCAAAACCAUCCCAGACAUCUUGAUAAUACCUGUUGGAAUCUCCUAUGAUCGUAUUAUUGAAGGUCACUACAAUGGCGAACAGUUGGGAAAACCUAAGAAGAAUGAGAGCCUUUGGAGCGUAGCUAGAGGCGUUAUCAGAAUGUUACGAAAAAACUAUGGGUGUGUCAGAGUGGAUUUUGCACAGCCGUUUUCCUUAAAGGAAUAUUUAGAAAGCCAAAGUCAGAAACCUGUGUCUGCUCCACUUUCCCUGGAGCAAGCAUUGUUACCAGCUAUGCUUCCUUCAAGACCCAGUGAUGCUGCUGAUGAAGGUACAGACAUGUCCAUUAAUGAGUCCAGAAAUGCAACAGAUGAACCCUUCCGAAGAAGAUUGAUUGCAAAUCUGGCUGAGCACAUUCUCUUCACUGCUAGCAAAUCCUGUGCUAUUAUGUCCACGCACAUCGUGGCCUGCCUGCUCCUCUACAGACACAGGCAGGGAAUCGAUCUCUCCACAUUGGUGGAGGACUUCUUUGUGAUGAAGGAGGAAGUCCUGGCUCGUGAUUUUGACCUGGGGUUCUCGGGAAAUUCAGAAGAUGUAGUCAUGCAUGCCAUACAGCUGCUGGGAAAUUGUGUCACAAUCACCCACACCAGCAGGAAUGAUGAGUUUUUUAUUACUCCCAGCACAACUGUCCCCUCAGUCUUUGAACUCAACUUCUACAGCAAUGGGGUACUCCAUGUCUUUAUCAUGGAGUCCAUUAUAGCCUGCAGCCUUUACGCAGUUCUGAACAAGAGAGGCUGUGGAGGGUCUGCCAGCGCAUCCCCCAGCUUGAUCAGCCAGGAGCAGCUGGUGCGGAAGGCCGCCAGUCUGUGCUACCUGCUCUCUAACGAAGGCACCAUCUCUCUCCCCUGCCAGACAUUUUACCAGGUUUGCCAUGAAACAGUAGGAAAGCUCAUCCAGUAUGGCAUUCUUAUUGUGGCUGAGCAAGAUGAUCAGGAAGAUGUUAGUCCUGGACUUACUGAGCAGCAGUGGGACAAGAAGCUCCCAGAAGCUUUGUCUUGGAGAAGCGAUGAAGAAGAUGAAGACAGUGAUUUUGGUGAGGAGCAGCGAGAUUGCUACCUGAAGGUGAGCCAGUCCAAGGAGCACCAGCAGUUCCUCAGCUUCCUGCAGAGGCUCCUUGGACCUUUGCUGGAGGCCUAUAGCUCCGCUGCCAUCUUCAUUCACAACUUCAGUGGUCCUGUUCCAGAGCCUGAAUAUCUGCAGAAGCUGCACAAGUACCUAAUCACCAGAACGGAAAGAAAUGUUGCAGUAUAUGCUGAGAGUGCCACAUAUUGUCUUGUGAAGAAUGCUGUGAAAAUGUUUAAGGAUGUUGGGGUUUUCAAAGAGACCAAACAAAAGAGAGUGUCUGUGUUAGAACUCAGCAGCACUUUUCUACCUCACUGUAACCGGCAAAAACUCCUAGAAUACAUCCUGAGUUUUGUGGUGCUGUAGGUAACUCCUGCACCGCCGGCAGGUGAAGGGCGUGGGAUGAGUCCCUCGUGGGCUCCAGCCUCGGGCUCAAGAGUGGAAGGUGCCGUCAUGUGGUCAGGCCUGACCUGUCCUGAUGUGACCUCCUGGAAGACAAGUGCCUUCUCCCCUCUGUGGAUCUGUGAUCAUCCCAACCCUGCGAUGACACAGCAGCCUACAGCUGACACUUUGGGGGGCCCUCAGCCUCCAUUUGCAAUUCAUAAUCAGUAGAUUACAAAAUGAAUCUCAAAAAAUUAUUUUGGAGUUUAUUAAAGAUUUACAUUUUAAGUACAACUGUUAAGGACUAAUUACUGUGAUGGACACAAAAACGUAGUUGUAUUUUAGAACUGAAUCUUGUGUAGUAUACUUAAUGCUGUCGGGUAGUUUGUUGGUAUAUUUUCUGAUUUUCCUUUAAAAAUAGUUGUUAUCCAGUGACUGUUUUUUUCAGUUUCAUCUUUGUCAAUAGUAGCUAAAUUUUAAAUGGGAACACGUUUCAUUCCAAAGUGCUUUACGAAUGGCUGGGCUGAUGUACAUCGCACCCAGAGGUCACUGUGCUGCCCUUUGCAGUCAGAUUUAGAAAGCAUUUUAAGGGCUACAUGAAAACGCAAGUAGUUUAGGUCAGGAAGAGAGAUCAUGUGAUGAAAUAGCUAACAUCAGGAAGAAAAUUUGGCUGGCAAAUUCAGGGUAAAUUUGGCCAGAAAACUGACUUUGAAAACUUUUGCUCGUAUAAAAAAGUGCCGUUGAGUUUUAAAUGACCAGUAAGUAUUUAGGAACAGCUCCUGUUCUAUGUCUGUACCCCUCCCACCCCUCAGGUGGUACCUGCCUCUCACAGGUACAGCUGUUUCUUGGAGAUCCUCCAACCAAAUAGCAACUGUCCCUACUUGAUUAGCUUGACCUGAUAGGCUGUGUCAACAUAAAGUGCUGCGACUACAGGCUGCUGACCCAGGGCUCUCAUGCACUGCAUGCAGGUUGUGCACUGCACAUAGUCUGGGUCACUGAUAGCCACUUGAACUGUGCAGUGGACAACCCGUGCAAUAUGUGUGGGGGCCCUACUGACUGAUAAAUGGGCGGAGGCAUUUAUGGAUUUUUAGCUUUGAGGAAAAAUGAUGGAAAUUAAAAAAUGUAUAUGUGUUAUAUGCUUAGACUCUGAUGCCACAUAGUGGUAACUAAUUACGAAAAAUUGUUUAUAAUGGGUAGGUGCCUUUUUGUGAGCAGGGAGUGUAGUUGUUAGUUAAUUGUGGUAAUAAUGGUGAUUUCUUAAAGAUCAUGUGAUAUUAAAAUGUUUUCUAAUAGCUUAUUCUUCCCGCUCUCCAUGGUGUUAUGGAAUUAGGAGUUUUUCCUGAUGAAUAUUGCAUAGCGUCUUUGAAUUUAAGAUUUAAGUUUGCACUUUCAUGAGCUUGGAUCUAAACACUAACAGAUCUCGAGUCGCCUGUGUGUCGGGAGAGGGAAGGAUGCCAAUCGGUAUUGCACGUUGUGUGGAGUAUUGCGUGUGACAUUCAUAGCAAUAAUGCUGUGCUGCUGUCAUCUUCUUCCAUUGUUCCCAAACUCAGCAUUUAAGAUGUGUUUUUUCUUUACGGGCACUCAUGUACCAUUAAGCCCUUGUCAGUGUUGUGGCAGUUCGGCUGUGGAGGCCCUCGGCGUGCAACAUUCCAUUUUACCAGUGAGCAGAGAAGAACACUUCUUCUGUAGGCUGCAGGGAGGCUUACUUAUCCCCUUGAGUGUUCCUUAACGGGGCAGAUAAACACUUCACUUGUCCCAUUUAUUUGUCCCCUAGAUUACACAUCAAGGAUUCCUCCAACUCUCUCUUAGCUGGAAAGUCAUGGUUGGGACUGACUUCCUAGUGAAUAUUGCUGCCCUGCCUGUCCCUUGUGCUAAGAGCUGCUGCCGCACCAGCCCGAGCAGGACACAGUGGCUUCUCUGGCUUUAUCUUCCCUUUCAGUUGGUUUGUGUUCUGGAAAUCUAAUCAGAUGCUUUGGGGAAUGCAAUGUAUAUAUGAUUUGCUAGCUCGCUCGCCACUUAACUCACUGUGAGAAUAAAUAUGCAUGCUUUUUGUAAUUAACUGGUGCUUUGAAAACCUUUUUUAAGGAAGAAAAAUCUCAACCAAAGUUAUGCUCAUCCAGACAAGCUGACCCUUGAGUUUAUUUUAGCACAACUCAUCCUUCAGUGCCUCAUUACUGAAAAAACAUGCAUCUUCACAAUAAGGCUUCCAAUAGCACUAUCUCGCUAAAAGAUCAUUCUCAUUGUUUUCCAAAAGCGAAUGGCUUCCAUGUAAGAUUAAACAAAUUAGGUGCUUGUAAAUAAUUUAUGACAGUUUACUCUAUUGCAUUUCUAUAAAACUGAAAUGCAUGCUCUCCAGGGGAAGGCUGUGAGUUAAGUUAAAAAAACAAACAAAAACAUCCAAUAAUAAGCAAUAUGAAACUGCACUCUCUCAAAAUAAGAAUGUCCUAAGUAAUUCAGAAGAGGGGAAGGACUCUUUGCUCUCUUAAAUUUUAAGAAAAAGGGCAAGAACUAGUGUGAAGUGCAUAGAACUAGUAACAGAGAAAGUGCCCUGACUCUUCCUUCUCAGAUCUCUUGAGUCUCCCGAAGUCCUGAGGGUGAGUGGAGAAAAUAUGUUGGGAAUUGCAAUGAGUGUAACUCAGAUUGUGAGAUUUCCAGUCACCUGAAGGGGAAAACAUUCCCCGUAGAGCUCCAUGUCAUGUGAGUGUGCUGCGAGAUGUUCACAGGUGUCUUGUAGCAAAAGCAUUCCUGGUAAAAUAAAUUUGCACGCAGAUCCUCUUUCCUAGAAACUCACAAUGCACUUUAGGUCAGUGAGGGCUCAGGGUCCGGCAGAACCAAGCCUGUUUAACCUCACUUCUCCAAACUGUUGAAACCCCAGGUCCGUAUUUCCCUAUGGGACACCUGUGAACCUCUCGCUAGUACCCACGGAAAAUAUUUGGGGAAAUACUAUGUUAGGUAGUUGUUUAAGGGAGCAAAACAGUAACAUGUGGCACUGAGGCAGAAUUUGCAUGCACUUGGUACAAUCAAAUGUCGCAUUUAAUAGAUGUAUAUUUCCUCCCCUGGAGACAACAAGCACAGAAAACUGUAAUAUAAGUAGUUAGAGCAGAGCUCUUUCCUUUGAUGGAAGUAUCAGCCAUCAAUGAUCCUGGGUUUGUCACCGAAAGUAGCAGAAUUAACACAGGGACUCACUGGGGUAAAUAAGAUUUUAAUUCAGAUCUAGAAGAAAUUAUUGCACAACUGAAUGCAGAUUUUUAUCCACAGAUAGUCCUAUUGUUUAGAAAUGAUAGGACCUAUCAUUGACGUUUAUGAGACUUAAUUUGGAUGUGAAUCUUUUUUAAAGCACUCUUUUUAGGAACUUAAGACUUGACAUCUGGCAUUUUAGUUUAAUACAAGCUAAUGAUUGCAUUUGAAAGAGACUUUUGACUUUAUUUCUAAACAUCUAAAGCUCUGAAAUGCCUUGAUGGAAGGUGUUAAACUAUUUACCUGUUGUACAAAGAAACGUUAGAUUGUUGUAAAGAGAAUUACUAUAAGGUACUGUAAAAUAACACUGUGUGAUUUUGUGGGUGACACUUAUUUGGAAACAUUGAUUUUUAUGCCUGUUUAAUGUAUUGUAAGAAACACAGAAAUGUAGUUUUAUUUUAAUAAAGCAAAAAAUGAAUGUA